This is a messenger RNA of Pseudovirgaria hyperparasitica, 1631 nucleotides long. RefSeq lists its product as uncharacterized. The record is from RefSeq and is a predicted model, not a curated record. The transcript is spliced from 2 exons. Lineage: Eukaryota; Fungi; Ascomycota; Dothideomycetes; Acrospermales; Acrospermaceae. The coding region runs from base 394 to 1521 and encodes 375 amino acids.
CGAAUAUGCAAUAGUUCAAUUAUUCAUGGACCGGUACCUUGGUCGCCUGUGUAUGUGACCAGAGCCAUCAGAGUCGUGGUGGCUAUGUCUUGACCCUUAGACAGACAGAGUAUUCAGGCCUUUUGGGCGUCCAUGUAGCAAUGGGAGCUUUAGAUGCCAUAUCCUGUGUAACCUUAUGGCUAAGAAUAUCUCCAUACCGAAUGUCGAGAAUAGUAAGUGAAUUAAGGUCUCUGAGACAUCGACAUGGACACCAGUUUGGCGACUUCAGACUAUAUAUGAUGAAUAUACUCUUACACUCCACUACAAUCGAUAUCGAUCAAGAGCUUGUGUUCUUUGAGGUUCUUUGUCCUUGCAAACUCUUCAUUUGAUAUAAUAUCAACGAAUCCCUUCAGUAUGCGGAUCACCCAGGGCACCAAAGCUAUCUUCCUCAUUAUCAACCAUUGCGUUGCUGCGCAUACUCCACCGGUAGCAAUUGCACCUCCACACCGUGUCCGUGGCUCACCAUCCAACGUUCCGGUCCUCCGUACCUGGCAGCCACCAGCGCAACUUGAACCGGGCUCACUUACCACCCGUGCUGACGGCAAUACCUGCGAGAAGAAGAAAGCGCGCUGCAAGAAGAACAAAAUCCGCAAUCCACUCGACGACACCAAAUGCAUCCGCUGCCCACCCAAGACCAAGCCAGACAUGACCAAAACGAUCUGCAUCGACGAGAACGAGCAAGAAUGCGACAAGAACGACCGUCAAUGCAAGAUCAAGCGGCGCAUCAAGGAGGUUGCCAAGGAGAAGCUGAAGCAGUUCUGGAGCGACAUCAAGGAGCGCUUCAAGCGCAAGAUGAUCAACAAGAAGCCCAGCUGGGAGCGCAUGAACAUUGAGCGCCAGGACAAGAAGAACCAGAAGAAACUGCGUCGUAUUGCGUCGUGCUUGCCGCUUGUUGCGCUCGCUUUCGGUACCGAUGAGAUGAUUGACCUUGCCGAUGGGGGGUUCUCAGAGGACUAUCUGGACAACCUUGAGCAGAGCGCGUUGGCUAUCUGGCCCAAGGACAUUGAAGACUGGGAGGUCGAGAAGGUAUUCCCGGACGAUGAGAGUGAUAUCAAGUCUGAUGACUACGUCUCGCCGUUCAUGAGCCUCGGCGAUGGAAUCCAGAUGGAUACAGCUCGUAGAUCAGUCAUGGCGCCAACUAUUAAAGAUGCCCACCUCGAUGUUCCCGCAAUCGUUGACGAUUUCGAACCAGUCAUCGACCACGCUGACGUGACUGCUCUCAGUACCACGGAGCAGAAACGACAGAACCCUAUCCUUCUGAUUGUCAUGGCUUUCGAAGCUAUCGCCUCUAUCAUUGUGAACGUUGUAGCGAAAAACGCUGGUAAUCUUGCAAAGAUAGGAGGUAAGUUGGCUGGAAGAAAGCCGAAUGUAGCAAAACCUGGACAGGGAAAGUUCAGCCGGAAAGACCAGGGUGUAAAGGCGGGUGAGGUGGCAAAGUCUAGAAACUGGAAGAAUUGUCUGAGGGGGCAGAAGCCAAAAUAGACGAGUGGGAUUUGGACUGCCUUUGUGGGAUAGUGGUUUGGUUGCUCAGGAGAAUAUGUCUUUUCAUUCUUGGUGGUUAGGGCGUACAAUGUAGUUAGGUCAAUUAUUUG